Molecule: messenger RNA, 390 nt
Organism: Trichoderma virens Gv29-8
Lineage: Eukaryota; Fungi; Ascomycota; Sordariomycetes; Hypocreales; Hypocreaceae
Exons: 2
Source: RefSeq, a predicted model, not a curated record
CCCGGGAUCCGGACCUUCAUCAGCAACUUUUACAAGAUAUCCGAUAAUCAGGAGGCGAAUGCGCUGUGGGUUGACCAGUUUACCAAGGAUGCGCAUGUAGCUAUUGGGCCUGGCAAGGCGGAUGGAGCGGAAGAGCUCCGCACAAUGCGCGAGGGGAUGUGGUCCGUCGUGGCAGAACGAAAGCACACAGUCACUCAAGUGUUCCCGGGGCGGUUCAACGACACGGAAGACAGCAAGGGAUGCGAGCUGAUGCUGCACGGCGACGUGGCGUACAAGACCAAGGACGGCAACUCGAGCACAAUUCCAUGGGCAGGACACGGGGUUCUGAGAAAGGUGCGGGAUGAGGCCGGGGAGGAGGCGUGGAAGUUUGCGCAGUAUCGGGUGUAUCUG